AUGAUGUCUUUGGAAACUGCAGCAGAAGGGGUAGAGGAGAAGAAACAGUCACCUAAAUGUGGAAGGCUCGUAUUUCGUGGAGUUGAACUAGCAUAUCUGAAUAUCGACGGUGAAUUCUUGUUGCCUUUGGCGGAACUGUUGGCUUUGAUUUUGCCAUCAACACCGCGCACAACGUUAUUUACUAGGAUGGAAAAAAUGAAAGUUCGAAGGCAUUUCUGCGACCCUGAAGAAAUCAAACUGCUAAAAACAGUAAAUGGAAUUCACGGUUCGUCUGCCAACUGCACCCUACUUUCCAAAACAGAAGUAGAGAAAUAUUGUUCAAUCUAUAUCGACAAGCCUAGCGAACUGAAUCUAACGAGAGCGGGGGAUGUAUAUCCAGAGCCAUUCGGAAGAGAAAGUGAUCGAAGGGAAAACGGUCGUAAAGACAGGGAGUGCACUGAAACGACCCACCAAAACAACAAAGCAAUUCGGAACAAAUCAGCAGUGCUUGAUAAACACAAGAAAAUGACGCCGCUUAAACGUAACCUAACGUUAACGAAAUUCGCUAAAGGGAAGAAGCUAAAAUUGCGCUCGGAAGCUGAUUGUCAAGUAAAUAAAACAUUAACGGACAAUACAACUUGUGCGGCCAUUGACGGAGAUCUAACUUCUGGAAACGUUAAUGAAUGCGAGGAAGGUUUUCUGGUCGUUCCGCCGUGUUCUUUACGUAAGGUGCAGAAUUGUACACAAACGCAAGCCUUCGAUAAACUUACUGUGAGCAAGAAACGCAUAAACAAGCGUGACAGUGUGGAUGGGAACAAAACGAUGCGUAAAUGGACUUCAGGGAAGAAAAGACCGGCUAAUGAUUUGGACAAACGGGAAGUUUUUGGAUCGCCAUUGAAAAUUCCCAAGAGGAGGGAGUUAAAUGGACAUGUGGAAACUGACAAAGUAGUAAAUGGAACGGGUCAAUUUCGUUUUCAUCGUUGCUCGUCGAAGAAGCAAGAUGUUGACUCUCUCAUUUCUGAUUCAUCGUCUAAUGAUAGCGGCUUCGCGUCGACGUCGUUGUCAAAUGCAAGUACACCAACGAAAACUGAUUUUUCAGCUGGUGAGCUGACCAGGUUGUGGAGAAAAGACGUCGACACAAAGAAACUCUCUUCUCCGUUAAAAAUCACCACACCAAAGAAGAACAGAUCAAGCGAGGAAGACUAUGGAAAAAGCUUGACUCUAUCACCCCCAGCUUUAUUGUUAAAGCGAUUUGAAGAUUCUUGGCUGGUGGAACAAAAAAGCCCCGUCAGUGCAAAGUUCGCGGGAACAAAAGUCUUGCCUAUAGAUAAAACGAAGCCCAAAACAAAGAAGAAAGCAAGCUUGACGCCAUUAUUUGAAGAAGUUUGCAAACCAGUGAAACCUCUUUCUGAUAAAAAACAAGUGAAGAAGAAAAAGAAAAGUCUCAGGAAACCACCAAGUUUGAUAGAGGAAAUCGGAAGCCGCGAAACACUUAUCACCAACGAUUUAAUCGUUGAGGAAAGGCACGACGUCAAAGGAUUUGACAAGAAACCGAAGCGAAAAGACAAAUUUCUAAAGCUCAAAUCUCGUAAAGGCCAAACUUUGUUUAACGGGCAAGUUUUCAGGUCGAACAAAAAUGCUGACGUUUCAGCUAAAAAAGAAAAGAAUCCAGAAUACUUUCAUCGAAAAAUGGCCAGUCCCGUAUUCAAAGCUGACGGUUAUUUACCAACACACGAGGAACUAUUGAAAAAGGACAAGGUACUUGAAAGACUAGUCGGUAAUGCGUUAGCCAAAUUCUUUGCUCCGGAAUCAUCGGAGCCUGCUCCGUUACCAGACAAAGUCGACAAACCAAAAGCAAAGAAAACAAAGAUUGCAGGAAUGGCAAAGCCUGUUUUAAAAACAAACUCCCAUUUUAAACUUUCAAAUUUGUUCCCUGUCACUUCGCCUUUAACUCUUCAAGAUGGAGGUUUGAGUCCGUUGUUCACCAUGUCCUGUCCGAAAGGAAGCAAACCAGAUUCCAACCAUGCUCUGUGGAAAUGGAACCUUGGCGGCCCAGUCGUUCGCGAUUCUCCAGAUUUCUUAAAACCAAAAAUAUUAAAUAAGAAACCGGUUUCUACGUUAAAGCUAAGUGUUAACAAGGUGCCAAAACUCAAACGCAAGCGGAUGAAACCGUUGGCGAAUAAAAACCCGCCAUCGCUUUGGCGUGGAUCUGUUGAUAACGACACCACGAGUGUCUCCUUCCCGGCCGACUCAGCGAAAGAAAGUGUUUCAAAUACUACAAAGACUGAAAUUGUCCAUUGUCAAGUCAAGUCUGAUGCUGUUUCGUGUUCAGCCGCAGUGAAAGUGAGUUAA
Pocillopora meandrina is the source of this 2331-nucleotide messenger RNA. The record is from the annotation of a GenBank genome assembly. Lineage: Eukaryota; Metazoa; Cnidaria; Anthozoa; Scleractinia; Pocilloporidae.